Photinus pyralis (common eastern firefly) is the source of this 786-nucleotide messenger RNA. RefSeq lists its product as uncharacterized. Lineage: Eukaryota; Metazoa; Arthropoda; Insecta; Coleoptera; Lampyridae. The record is from RefSeq and is a predicted model, not a curated record. The coding region runs from base 49 to 717 and encodes 222 amino acids. The transcript has 3 exons.
UUAUAUUUAAUUAGCAGUGUGCACUAUAAAAACAAAACAAAGCGCAGAAUGGCCCUGGAAGAAAUUACUACAAAUUUCAAUAAUUUGUGUAAUACAGACGUGACAUGGGAUGUAAUACAAAAAAAAAUAAAUGGGCUACGAACAACUUACACCAGUGAACUUAAUAAGUUAAAAAAAAGCGAACAUUCAGGUGCAGGAUUAGACGAUGUGUAUGUAUCGACAUGGUGGUGUUUCGAAUUAUUGAAUUUCUUACACCAUCGGCAAGCACCUCACAAUGCCACGAAAAAUGUUUCAUCAAUCAAUCAUGCGGCACAAGGGCAAGCUGUAGAAGUUUACCAAGGAGAUGUCGACUCUGAAAAGGACGAAUUAAUUUACGAGGGCACAAUAGAUGACAUGGGGAAUUUUAAUGUUGGUACACCGCAUGACGAUUUAAAUAGUCAAUCUCCAAUUACUGUAACACCCAUUUCUCAAAAGUCAACAAAAAAACGCAAAAGAGAAUCUGCAACAGGAGAUAUACAAUAUGAAUUAUUAAAAGCUUCCACGUCGGCAUUAACUAAUAUUAGUGGGGCUGUAAGUAAAUCCGAGAAUGAUCCAACCAAAAACUUUUGUAAAAAUAUUGAAUCAGAAAUACGGAUGAUAACGGAUCGUAACAUCCUAAGAGAAGUAAAGAGACAGAUAAUGAUGCUCAUUUACGAUGCGCAAGAAAAGGAAAAUUGAAGAAAACAUUUUUAUAUUUAUAUUUUAUAAAAUAAAACACUAGAAAACAUUUUUUAUAUGCUAAACUCA